This is a messenger RNA of Pecten maximus, 5294 nucleotides long. RefSeq names its product ubiquitin carboxyl-terminal hydrolase CYLD-like. NCBI's taxonomy places the organism in Eukaryota, Metazoa, Mollusca, Bivalvia, Pectinida, Pectinidae. Gene Ontology annotation, cellular component: cytosol. The record is from RefSeq and is a predicted model, not a curated record. Gene Ontology annotation, molecular function: cysteine-type deubiquitinase activity; K63-linked deubiquitinase activity. Gene Ontology annotation, biological process: protein K63-linked deubiquitination. The coding region runs from base 254 to 3103 and encodes 949 amino acids. The transcript has 13 exons.
GCGUUGUUUCCCAGUGCAUUUUGAGGGAAAUAUGUGACGAAAUAUUGGACCUUAAUAUUGGAACUACGUCACAGUUAACGUGUACACUGUUUUUUUUUUCUUCCGGAAUUCAUGUUUUCCUAGUUUAACACAUUUUUCCACAUGGAGUCAUAUUAAUGAAUGAAAAAAAAAACAAAAAAAAACGCCUACGCUGUGAGAAGAGCAAGUAGCUUCACAUUCGGACAUCUGUAUCACGAAAGGACCAACUUAUGUAAUGUCCGGCCAAGAUGUGUACUAUAUUUUACUUGUCAGAAAGAUAGGUAGGAAGAAAGAACGUUCAAUUUUAAGGCCAUCUAAUUCAGAGGUUGAAGUUUUGCCAGGAAGUUUAUUGGUUCACAUUGAAGAAACUAACAACAAACAUGGACAACUUGUUUGGAUUUUGGAGUUGUUGGAACCAGAAAGUACUGAAGUGGAGUGUUAUUUUGAUGAAAUACAACAGUUAAAACACCAGGAGCUUAACUUACUUCAGCCUAUUCCUGUUUUAAGCGAACGUGUGACAGUUUUUCAUGACAAAAUCUGGCUUAAUGAGGGAGUAACGCUUAGUUUAGGGGAUCCAGUUAUUGUAUCACUCAAAGGCAACCCAGACUUAGCUGGUACACUGAGAUACAAAGGUGUACUGAAAGAUAAUACUGGUAUUCAGUUUGGUGUUGAACUAUCAAGGGAGAAUCGGGGUAAGGGAACAUGUGAUGGUGUAUUUCGUAAAAAGCGAUACUUUACAACAGAAGCAAAUUCUUCUGUGUUUGUGCCAUUGAAUAAGAUUCGAAGAGACUUAACCAAACCAGCUAGUCAUGGAACAGCAGGAGCUACUGGUUUCGCGAAUGAACAGCAGACAUUUUCUGAAUAUCAUGAUUUACGAGAAAAAGAUCGGGUGGUAUGGAUGAGUGAUAGUGGGGCGGAGUAUGGGAUAGUUAAAUGGAUAGGUAUUUUACCAGAUUCUCGUAAUCAGGAAGUCACUGUUGGUGUGGAAUUUGAUAAUCCUGUGGGUUCAGGGACAGGGAAAUAUAAAAACACUCGUCUUUUCUACGCUAGAGCACAGCAUGCUUCUCUGGUACCUAUUAUGGGCCUUAUAAAAGCUGACGACGUCACAGUCAGGGAUACAGCACCUAACUAUGGAGACAGCAACAAGAUAUUUAUGGAAGGUUCAAGUACUACACCAGAGUUACUUAGAGAACAGGAGAAACUAUUAUUGGAAGCAGAGAAGCGCAAGAUAUCUCAACAAAAUACGGAAAAAUUUGGUGCUCAACAGCAAUAUUCUAAACAAGGAACUCAGUCAUAUCCUAGAGAAGAACAGUUUAAACCAUUUGAUGUUAAAAGUAAAGUGACUGCCGAUGUGCAUGCUCCUCCCAAACAAAUUGCAAUGACUAAACCUAUGUAUCGACAAUCCGAGCCAACUGAAGACUCCUCCAAGGGACAGGGACUGAACCCUGUGUAUGAAUAUAAUAAGACAAAUCAAGACUUGUCCCCACCUGAGCCUGUAAUACGAGAGUCAUUAGAACAGCCCGUGAGUGGGGGCAGCAAACGUGGACAGGAGUUGGUCAUUCCUGAUGCUGACCCUGAUCUUGAAGUAGGGUCAAUGGUGGAGGUCAUGAACAACCCCCCAUUGUAUGGGGUUAUCAAGUGGACUGGUUAUCUCCCAGACCAGAAGAAACCACUCAAGCCAAUCGCUGGGCUGGAAAUGGAAGAAGAAAUAUCUGCAGGAACAGACGGUACCUUUGGUCAACAUCGCAUGUUUAUAUGUGCUCCCAGGAAAGCUUUCUUCGUUCCCCUGUAUAAGUGUAGGAAGGAUAAAAGAUUUGUAGAAAGCAAAAUGUCAUUAGAAGAUGCCAUGGGCAACAAUAACUUUGGGAGAAUAGAAACUCCGGACGUUCCAGGAAAUAUUUCUCCGCCAGAUUCAAUGGAUGUAUUCGAUAUAAAGCGUAGAGUUUGUGGUAAAGAAAGGGGCAUUCAAGGUCAUCAUAACUCUUGUUACCUAGAUGCUACUCUGUUUUCAAUGUUCUACUUCACCACAGUAUUUGAUGGUAUUUUAUACAGACCUAAACGCAGUAAUGACCUUCCUGAGUAUGAAGAGGUCAAGCAGGUUAUAAAGGAGGGAAUUGUGAAUCCACUGAGAAGGUAUCAUUAUGUCAGGGCUGACAAGGUGAUGCGAUUACGACAGCUGUUACAUAAACUAGGAAAUAUACCAGGCAUGAUGAGCGAGGAGAAAGAUCCUGAAGAGUUCCUGAGUUUGUUAUUGAAUCAGAUUACCAAGGCCGACCCACUACUACAUAUAAGGUCAGAGGUAGGCCAGGAAGUACAGCACUCGUUCUUGUAUCAGCUGAUCAUGGAGAAAGAUGAACGGCUCCUGCUGCCCACCACCCAGCAGCUAUUUGAGCUCUCCUUCCUACAAAUGGGUGUCAAACUACAGGAGCGUCCAUCAUGCCUGAUUAUACAGAUGCCAAGGUUUGGGAAAGAUUAUAAGAUGUAUAACAGGAUUGUGCCCAGUCUAGAACUGGACAUUUCUGAUGUCCUGGAAUGUGCACCCAGGGAAUGUAUAAUCUGUGGAGACCUGGCCAUGUUUGAGUGUAAGGACUGCUACAACACACAUGGGGCUGGGCUCAAUACAAUUGCCUUCUGUGAAGGAUGUAAACAGAUGAGUCAUAUGCAUAAGUUACGUCAACACCACAAACCCAGGAAAAUCUCUGUUCCACAAGAGUACCGUGACCGACACAGCCAUCAGAAAAAUGUAACUGGACAAAAUCCAUCAAUACCUCGUGAAAAAAUGGAACUUUUUGCAGUAGUUUGUAUUCAAACAAGUCAUUAUGUGUCAUUUGUGAAGUGUGGCAAGGGAAGAGGUGCCCCAUGGUUGUUCUUUGACUCCAUGGCUGACAGAAUGGGUGAACAGAGUGGUUACAAUAUCCCUGAGGUAAAGCUGUGUAAGGACUUGGCUCAGUGGCUAUCGGAUGAUUACCAGACCGAGAUAAUGCGUCAUCGAGAUGAUAAAGACCUUCCUGAACACAUGCGCAGACUCUUGUGUGAUGCCUACAUGUGCAUGUAUCAAAAUCCUGAAGUGUCAAUGUUUAAGUGAUCACAUUUUCUCUCUAUUAAUAUUUUCUCCAAAUUACAUCAAUAGUGUCAUGCUGGGAUAACCCAAACACCAUGUUGUAUCACGUAGACAUGUUCCCGGGACACACAGAUUCCUCACAGAAGAGUAUGAUUUGUACUGGAUUUGUCAGCACACACUGCCUGAAAAUGUCUGUGAUUGUUGUAGGAUUGUUCUGGCAGUUCAAAACAGGGUUAACCAUCACAAAAUACUUCAUUCUGUCUGGUCUGAGAACAUAAUCAUUGGCUCUUUUAGGGAAACAUCUUUGAAUGAAUGGUCACAUAGGGCACAACAAAUAUUAGUGGUCGUUAAGGAAACAUCUAAAUGUAUGUUACGAUUGGAUGGUCACAUACAUCUAAAUGUAUGUUACGAUUGGAUGGUCACAUGGAGAACUGUUAUGUAAGCAUAAUUGUCUAUCUUAAAAGAAUGGAGGUACUGGACUAUUUCAAUUUUGGAGUCAUUAUAUGUCCAAACUUUACACACCAACAUCAUGACUGAUGAUGUAUUAUGAAAACUAAAAUUUUAUGUUGAUUUCAUAAGAAUACCGUAAUAAUGUGAGGUUGACAUUGGAAAUAUUUGCUAAUUGAAAAUAAGUUGUUUUUUUCUGCCAAAGCAUCACUUUAUUUGAUACUGAAGGUAACCAAAAGGACUGUUAAACAAAGAUAUCAUGUAAAUGAACAAACUUGUCAUGAUUAGGUAAUUUGUUAAUAACUGUUCUAUUAUAACCCAAUACUUAGAGAACAGUCUAGUAGUCCAGCUACAGCUAGCUAACAUACUGCUUUAAAAUGGAGCUCUGACAAUCGCUGAUCAUCAUUCUUGUUGUGAAUUUGUUGGUGCUAUUGGUGGCAUUGAAUUAUGUUAGCAUUAUCAUGUUUUUGCAGCAGUGAUGCUUUAUAUAAUACAAUGUAUAAUAAUCAUUAAUCAAGGAUUUGCGAAAAUGGUAAAAUCUUCAUGAAUACCUGGUACAGUGGUCCCCCUCUUAUGAGACCACCUAUGGGACAGGCAUCAGGUGGUCUUAUAACGGGGGUGGUCUUUGUUGAGAGUUUUGUCAUCUGAGUGGGUCCAUGAAUUUCAAUGAGCUGGACGUUACACGCUUUUAUGAUUGAUUAUUCUAUAAUUUGAAUGUCUUAAUGCAAAAAUCUUGGUCGUUCAUGAGAGGGAUACCAAAGUACAUUUCACGUUUUUGGGACAUGAUUAAGCGGUCGUUGGUCGGGUUAGCGGGGUGGUCGUUUAGAAGGGGUAAUUUAUCGUUGGAAAACAUCUGUGAACGCGAAACUUGGUCGCAUACAGGGAGUGGUCGUUCUUGAGAGUGGUCGUAAAUAGGGGGACCACUGUAUAUAUAAUGCUUGUGAAUUCACUGAUAAACCCCGUCCUUGGAACUAAAUGUACUGGCGAAAGUGUGUGCCAGCUUUUUGAAUAUUUGAAAUAUUCAGAUUAUGGAGUUGGAAUGAAUAGGCUUAAGACAAAAUUCCAAUUAACAAUUUAUAGAAACCAAACAAAAGUAUAGUUUUUGUGUAGUCAAUGAGAUUGUGAAAUUUUAAUUUACAAUGCUGUCAGAGACCUAUAUAGUAAAUAUACCUAUAUUAAUAUAGGUCUCUGAUGCUGUGAAGUUUUGCUGAGGGAAAGAGACAAGAAAGAUACAUAUUUAUAUAAUUCACACGGAACAUGGAUCACAUAUAUGGGAAAAUAAACUCUUCCAUGAGGGAAUAUAGCAAGUAUUGUACUAUCCGAGGAAAUAUUGUAGUUUCCAUGUUUGUUGUCUACUUUCAAAUAUGGUAAGAUUUAUUUACGUGCUACUGUAAUAAGAUUUACUUACACGCUUACUUGAGUUGAAUUGGGUAAAGAUCUUAGAAGAUACAUACCCACCCCUCGGUAAUGAGAGAUGUACAAAAAAAACUAGUUCAAACUUAUCAAAUUGCUUCUAUCAAUGGAACAACUUACGGUAAACCUCUGAUUAGUUCGAACACGCGAAUAGUUCGAACACACAUUUUUUUCUAGAAAAACAAUAAUUUUUAGCUAGUAAUAGUUCGAACUCUGGCUGUUUAUAACUGACAAUAUUUCGGAUAGUUCGAACUUGUCAAAUGAAGAACGUAAAAUAAGAUUUUUUUUGGCAAACUCCAUUGAAAGCUUGCGACAACCCGGCCCCGACGACCGGCCCAGAAAAAAAUGCCAAGAC